UUGACAGUGUGACCCCGGGGCCCAGUAAAAGCGCAGCAGGAGAGAUGUAUAUAAAUCUCUUCCCAACCACAUGGGGCCACAGUCGACUGUUUUAACUGGAUCUUCAAUAAGAAGAUGAAUCUUCAAACUGUCCACUCCAUCCUGCUGGCCAUAUCUUAUUCCCAGGCUUUCCAGUACACCGAGCUGGCACAGUAUGUUGAUGACCAUCAGGAAGAGUAUGUUGAGGCUCUUAGGGACUGGGUUGCAGUUGAAAGUGACUCAAGCAACAUUUUCAAAAGACCCGAGCUGCACCGCAUGAUGGAGAUGGUGGCUCAGAAGCUGCGAGAGAUGGGAGGGACUGUAGAAUUGGUAGACAUCGGAGAGCAAGAGCUUCCAGAUGGUCAAACAUUAGCCUUGCCAAAAGUAGUGACAGCUCAGUUUGGGAGUGACCCCAGCAAACACACAGUGUGUGUCUACGGUCAUGUGGACGUCCAGCCGGCAAAGCUAGAGGAUGGCUGGGCCACCAAUCCAUACAACCUGACAGAUAUCAAAGGUAAUCUGUAUGGAAGAGGAGCAUCAGACAACAAGGCUCCAGUUUUAGCCUGGAUCCAUGCAGUAAAGGCUUACCAGGACCUCAGUAUGGACCUGCCAGUGAACGUGAAGUUUCUCAUUGAGGGCAUGGAAGAGACAGGCUCCAAUGGGCUGGAUGCCUUCAUCCUUGCUCAGAAUGACACUUUCUUCUCAUACGUGGACUACAUCAUCAUUUCUGACUGUGGCUGGCUGAGCAGACGGCCUGCCCUAACCUACGGCACCAGAGGAAACUGCUACUUCUUUGCUGAGGUUGAAGGCCCUAAACAGGAUUUACAUUCUGGUGUUUAUGGAGGCACGGUGAUCGAACCAAUGACUGAUCUCAUUGGCAUUCUUGACACACUGAUCAGCCCCAGCGGGAAGAUUCUGAUUCCAGGGAUCCGGGAAGCAGUGGCUCCCCUCUCGGAUGAAGAAUGGAAAAUGUAUCAAGAUGUUGAGUUCAACUUGGACCACUACAAAAACAAGACUGGUGUCAACCAGCUCAUGUACAACAACAAGGUGGACUUAUUGGCCCAUAGGUGGCGCUACCCCACCGUUUCCAUCCACGGUAUCGAGGGAGCCUUCUCUGAUUCUGGAACUAAGACGGUGAUUCCUGCUAAAGUUACUGCCAAGUUCUCCAUAAGACAGGUCCCUGACAUGGAUCCAGCAGUAGUCAAGAAGCAGGUGACAGACUACCUUUAUUCUGUAUUCGCCAAAAGGAAGAGUCCUAACAGCUUGAAAGUUACCAUGGUGAUUGGGGCCAAACCAUGGCUGGCUGAUACUCAGCAUCCUCUCUAUGAGGCUGGAAAAGCAGCGGUUCAGAGAGUUUUCAACAUGGAUCCUGACAUGAUCCGUGAAGGCGGGACCAUUCCCAUCGCCAGAACUUUCCAGGAUGUGACAGGGAAAAGCAUCAUCAUGAUGCCCAUCGGAGGCUUUGAUGAUGGAAUGCAUUCCCAGAAUGAAAAAAUUAGCAGAUACAACUAUAUCGAAGGAACCAAGUUAUUCAUCGCCUACCUGAAUGAAGUUGCCCAGAUCAAAAGCACCAGUGUGUGAUCAUUAAAGUAUCUAUCUAUCUAUCUAUCUAUCUAUCUAUCUAUCUAUCUAUCUAUCUAUCUAUCUAUCUAUCUAUCUAUCUAUCUAUCUAUCUAUCUAUCU
This is a messenger RNA of Fundulus heteroclitus (mummichog), 1701 nucleotides long. RefSeq names its product M20_dipept_like_CNDP domain-containing protein (gene cndp1). Lineage: Eukaryota; Metazoa; Chordata; Actinopteri; Cyprinodontiformes; Fundulidae. The transcript has 12 exons. The coding region runs from base 115 to 1599 and encodes 494 amino acids. The record is from RefSeq and is a predicted model, not a curated record. Gene Ontology annotation, cellular component: cytosol. Gene Ontology annotation, molecular function: dipeptidase activity. Gene Ontology annotation, biological process: proteolysis.